Messenger RNA from Acanthoscelides obtectus, 615 nucleotides. Lineage: Eukaryota; Metazoa; Arthropoda; Insecta; Coleoptera; Chrysomelidae. The record is from the annotation of a GenBank genome assembly.
AUGCCGCAAAAGCCGGAAGAAACCCCAUACGAAGACAUAGUUCAGUUAUUGUCUAACUACCAUGGUAAAACUGCUGUUGUAUGGGUCGAAAGGCAGAAGUUUUAUAGUGCAUCCAAAUCAGGAAAUGAGACGGCACUAGAAUGGAGUGUACGACUUAAAGGUUUAGCUCGCUAUUGCAAUUUUGGUCAGCAGCUUGAGUCCAAUCUAACGGACAUUUUUGUUACGCAGUUCAAUCCUGGGAAGCUGAGAACUGAAUUAUUCAGCCUAAACGAGAACACCACCUUAAAUAACGCUGUUGAAAAGGCCAAAAUUAUCGAAGCAACGCUAGUAAUAAGAGACCCAGUUGGUGAAGUUAAAAGCGAGGUCUUAGAAUCCGAUGUUUUUCGAAUUACACAAAAUAAUUCAAAUGUUGGUGCCACUCCCGAUCAACAUCAAGAUCCUCAACGGUAUCAUAGAGGGACAGCAGUACCUGCAGCGCAGCGGAGCCAAGGAGGCACGCGCAGGAGUGGGGGCAACAGCUCAAACAUGGCGCUGCCGCAGCUACAGCCGUUCACAUCGUCUGGUCGCUCUCCGGGCUGUUUCCGCUGCGGGAGGAACCACAACAUGCCCCUAUAA